This is a messenger RNA of Penicillium brasilianum, 4130 nucleotides long. The record is from the annotation of a GenBank genome assembly. Lineage: Eukaryota; Fungi; Ascomycota; Eurotiomycetes; Eurotiales; Aspergillaceae.
CCCAUUUCCAAUGCAACUGUCUAUCGCGCACGAGUGUGAUCCCAUCCGAUCCCCACAUGCGUCUUGGCCCUGGCCCCAUCCACCACCGCGCUAAGCCGCUCACCGUUUUUUCUCCGGACUCCUCCUGAACCAUCUCUGUUCUCGACUCGUUUCGGUCUGGACCUGCUGUUCUUCCUCCUUCCUCUUCUUCUUCACUCUGGUUUGCAACCGCCCACGGCACCAUUUGGAUUGUUAUCAGUCCUUGAUUACUAUCAUCUCGGGUCCAGCCCCUCACCCUCGGCUGACUUGUUCUUGUCUCCGCACCUCCUCACCACUCAGGCGCACUAUCUCCGACCGGGCAUGGGUCGCGCGAUCAUCCGCUGAUCCUCGACAUUGUUCUCAGUUCUGUCUGCGCUUCUUUUAAUUUUUUCGCGGCGCCUCUUUUUCUUCCCGCCAGUCAAACCGAGCACAGUCUAUUUAGCCGCGCCCUCUUUCUGGCACUUCUGUCCUCGUCCGCGCACCUCGACACGCAUUGCCAGGGCACGCGCGCCCAAGAUGGAUCUCUUCCGUCGGCUUCACCAGAACUCGUAUCCUCCCCGGCCAUCACCUCUAAGCGGCUCCCAAGAGCCGCGCGAUGAUCGUGCUCGCCAACUCGGUGGUCACUCAUCGGCCCACGACCCUCGCCGCCGCACCGAGAGCGACAAAGCCCGACCGGCCAGUCGCUACGAGUACACGACGCCCACGUCAGAUCUAUACUCACCGGGUGUAUCAAGGGGGUCGCAAGGGGUCCGGGGUGAGAAUGCUGGGGCGGCGAUUUCUCCGCCGCGGAACCAGCAUGCACACCAGCAUCGGCGGAAUGCCAGCCUCGAAACGCGGCAGCACCCACAUGCGCAUCGCCGAAAUCACUCCCAACCGCAGGGAACUCAUUAUCGAGAAGGUCCUCAAGAACAUUCUGCACCACCAGCAUUUGGUAGUCGACAAAUGCCUCCUCCGUCUCCUCCACACUCCUACGGCGCCCGAUCGCAGUCGACCAACGCGCCUGCCUCAUCCCUACUUUCCCGCGAUGCGCCCGGUGCUCCAUCCCAUCGUCCCGGCAGCAGUAUGUCCAUCUCUGCCAUGCUAGGAUCGGAUGCGGAACGCCCCGUUCGAGAUACUGGAUCAUCCCUCUUUUCGCGGCCUCCAGGGUCGUCAAUUUUCGGGAACGCGCCUCUGUCCGCCUCUUCCGCCAUGUCACCACCCACGGGCCCGUCUCGACCAUCACCACUAGACCAGUCCGCGUUCCGUCGAUCACAUACACCUGAGAAGUCAUUCUCAAGACCGCCGAUGGGUCGGCCGUACCGAUCUGGCUCUGGUGGAGGGUCGAGUUUGCUGGGAGGUGUCGAGCAGGCCAAAUUUGGCGGCCUGUCACGCGCACCACUCUCCCAAUAUCCCGAGAAGCCGCACUCCACGAACCCGUCUCCUCAAAUCCCCUCUGCCGAACCGUCUUACAACGAGCCCCGUAGGAUGAGCUUCAGCGGGCCAAUCGCUCGGCCUAACAGUCAACCACCGAACGCCGAUGCUUCAACACGCGCUCCCGCUUACAGUCCAAUCUCCCGCACAUCCGGAGGUCCUCUAGACCAAUAUGAGCCUGGCCAGCGUGCUAGCUCUUCGUCAUAUGCAGGGCUUGACCCGCACGGCCGGGAUCCUCACAGUCGAUUCGGUAGCAUCUUUGGGGACCGUCGCUCGGAAGAAACUGCCCUGAGGGAACGGGAACGGGAGCGGGAGAAGGAUCGGGAGCGGGAACGAGACCGAGAGAGAGAGCGCGCUCUUCUUGGGGCGGACACAAAGGGUCCGCUUGCCACGCGGACACGAUUCGGGGCUUUGUAUGGCGAACGUGAACCGCUCGAACGGCACUCCGCCUCGUCUUGGGAUCACGGUCGCUCGCAUCCGUCAUCCCCCGAGUCAAAACGUUUCCCGGCACCCGAUGCUGCAUCGGGUUUCGGAUUCGGUGCCAUCCAGAGCUAUACCAAGUCUUUGGGGUCUCAGCCUGGGGGCGGUCGGCAGCCUCCGUUGUCACUGCAGACUGGCCAUGGGCAAGUUUCGCCCACUCAACGCGAAUCACCCUAUCUCAGCAAAUCCCAAACACAACCCUCACGCUUGGGUUCCACUCCUGUAACGGCCUCUUCUACGACAGCUCCCUCACUCGGACUCUCUGCGGCUGAGGAACAGGGGCGACGGAAAGGUAGUGAUGAGCUAUUCCAUCACCGGAACCUGCUGGCGGUGGGCGUCGAUGGCAAACGUGGUGGCCGGGCUUCUCCGCUGCCUCAGGCUGUUCAAGGUGCUUCUGGGGAACCAGGCAUCAAAAAUGAGCUGGGCAGGGUGUUUUCUGGAAUUGGUAGCGGCGUUGGCGGUGUGACUGCUGGUUCAUCGGGCAGUGGCCCAUCAACACCGCUCAUUGCGAGCCCAUUCAAGCGCGACAGUCUCACUGGUCGCUCAGUCAAUGGGGAUGUCGAAGAUGCUAAGGUUGCUCGACCAACAUCCGCGACGGGUCAACGGCGAUCAAGAAAAUCGCGUGAUGAGGAAGUUCCAAUGGAUGAAGGUGGUGCUGGGGCCUCUAGUCGAGGCCGUCGAUCUCGACAUGUGCAUCAUCACCAUCACCACCACCAUCAUCAUCGUCACAAGGCAGAUGACGAAGCCGCUACUCUCAGUAGCCUACAUCGGCCUACGUCCACCAACUUGUUAGGCCGAACUUCUACUCCCGCCGAAAUUGCUGCAGGCCACCAUCACCAUCAUCACCACCACCAUCAUCCCCCACCCCGAGCCGCAGCCACUGUUGCCGCAUCUCCCAUCCGGGAGCCUCGUACGACUGUGAAUCUCGAACCUCUCCUAUCAAGCGUCGCACACUUGCCACGCUACCACCUGGGGUCCACACUGUAUACCCCUCGUGUCGGUGUUCCAAGUGCCAAAGCGUCCUCGGAAAGCUCCAAGUUCGGCUACACAACCACCCCGCAACCCCUCCCCAGGUUCGAGCAACGUGAGAACUGCACUUUCACCGUUCGUGUUCCCCGCUUCCGGAUCGAUGCGGCUCGGCGUGAGGAGAUCUGUGCGCGACGAGCGUUGUGGGGCACGGGCGUCUAUACGGACGACUCCGACCCCGUUGCCGCUGCCAUCCACUCGGGAUACAUCCGAGGCGCUUGGGGGGAGGAUGUGGAUGAAUCCAUGCUUGAACUGGAAAUCAAGGACACCUACCAACAUGCCCCGCAGCCCACGGCCGAUGAGCGUGCUGCGAGUGCCUCCAAGGGCGAGCAAGAGGCCCGCAAGCCCCGUCUUCCACCAGUCCCUCCUGCCGACAAGGACCUACACAUUACCCUGUUGAUUCUCCCCCGUGUCGACCAGUAUGAAUCGACCGUAAUGUUCGGUCUCAAGUCCCGCAAGUGGACCGGCCGUCAUGACGGGGUAAGCUUUAAGGUCCACCGAGUGGAGUGGGUGGAUGACGGGGUCGGACGCGGGGAAGAGCGAAGCGGCGAGGCCCGACGCAAGCGUCUGCGUACAUUGAUGCAGACGGGACGCAUCUGUACGGGGCCAGCCAUGGCGAGGAUGGACGAGCUUCGUCAGCGCGGAGUGCAAGUUCCCCGUGCUCUGGAGGGCCAAGAGCAGCCCACUCCCGUUCAACCGGUGUCUUAAUGUCUAUCUUACGAAGAUCUCCUCUCUCGCAUUUCUAUCGCGACUUAUCCUUUGUUCCGGACCCACCUGAACUGUCGCUAGUCUUCGCGGGGGCUCCUUUUUUUUCCCCCAUGGGGAAUCUGUUUAUCUGGUUCUGGAUCGGACUAGGGGCGUUUCCUCCUUUUUUCUUUUGUCAGUGUUUUACCUGAUAUCGGUCUGCAAUUUUCUUGUUUUCUUGGGCUUGUCGAUACCUGCGAAUAGCGAGUUUUCUUACCGUUUGGAUGUGCGAUUUGUUUGUAUGUCCCUAUUCUAUCUUGUUUCCGUUCUUCUCCUCCGCCUGACCAUCCAUUCGGGUCAGCGGGAGCGGAUGAAGGGAUGCUCUGGGGGGGCUGACAGGGAUAUACGUCUGACCCCUCCUUGCCAUUUAUUGUUUGAUUCUAGUAUGUAGUCUCUAUAAUGUUCAUGACGCUCUCCGCGGAGAGCACGUUAGGGUUUCCCGGACAAGAUGA